This is a messenger RNA of Arabis nemorensis, 4983 nucleotides long. NCBI's taxonomy places the organism in Eukaryota, Viridiplantae, Streptophyta, Magnoliopsida, Brassicales, Brassicaceae. The record is from the annotation of a GenBank genome assembly.
AUGCACGAGAAUGAUGAUCUUCCGCAUGAUUCCAUUGAUUCUGUAGUUGAGAAUGAUGAUGACUCAAACGGACAAGAAGAGCUUGAUCCUGACCAGGGAACUGGUUUCGUUGACAGUAAGGAAGAUAUGUUUGUUGAUGCUCCUGAAGAGUUGAAUUUCGAUACACCCAACAAGGAGGAAGCUCUGACUAUAGAUGAAUAUGACAAUGGAGAGAUUGGAAAUCAAUCCAAUAAUAAGAAGGAGGACUUGGAGAAGGAACUUACAGGGUUGCAGGAGCAGUUUAAGCUGUUGACUGGUGAGAAUGAUUUGAAAGGUGAAGAUGGGAACAUUGUGGAAGUUGUCAGUCGUUUCUCAAAGUUUCUAAAAACUGUUGAGGAAGAGAGGAUUCAGCAUGAUGAUGCACUUAGGGAGCUUCGUGGGGUUAUCAGUGGGAAAGACGACGAGAUUGCUGAUCUCGCCGCAAAGAUUUCAGAGAUUAAUUCUUCGUCACAUUUGGUUUCCGAACAGAAGGAGGAACUUACGGUUGGUACUGAUAGGAUUUUGCUUUCUCUUAGUAGUGUAUUUGGUGAGGGGGAGCUUCUGUAUGGUUCUUCUGUCGCUGAAAAGCUUGCUCAUCUGGAAAACCGAGUUUCUUUUUUAAGUGCAAAGUAUACUGAGUUUUACUACGGUGCUGAUCAGUUAAAGAAAUGUUUGUCCAGUCAAGGGUCGGAUCUUAUCCAAGAGGAUUUUGGUUCAGUUCUAGGUGCUGCUUGUUCUGAGUUACUUGAGCUCAAACAGAAGGAAGCAGUCUUUAUCGAAAGAAUUAGCCAUCUAGAAGAAGAAAAUAGAAAAUUGGUUGAACAAGUGAACAGUGAUAGAGAAAUGAUUGAGUCAAUCAGAACAGAAUUUGGAAAAACGAAGGCAGAGCUUGAGCAAGAAAAAACAAGGUGUACUAACACAAAAGAAAAGCUCAGCAUGGCCGUUACAAAGGGGAAGGCGUUAGUUCAGAACCGGGAUGCUUUGAAGCAUCAAAUAUCUGAAAAAACAACCGAGCUUGAGAAUAAGUUGACUGAAUUACAAGAGAUGAAGAUUGCCCUUGAAACUUCUGAAUUAGUGAAGGCUCAGCUGGAGCAAUCUUUAGCUGAAAAGACGUUUGAACUUGAGAAAUGCAAUACUGAAUUGCAUGAUAAGUCUGCAUCCCUGGAAGCAUAUGAGCUAACAAACAAAGAGUUGGAUCAGUCUCUGGCUGAGAAAUCAAAAGAACUUGAAGAAUGUUUGAUGAAAUUACAAGAGAUGUCAUCAUCAUUGGAUAAAUCUGAACAGAUGAAAGGCGAGUUAGUAAAAUCUGAUGCUAUGGUUGCAUCGUUUCAGGAAAUGGUAUCGGUAAAGAGCUCUAUUAUUGAAAAUAUUGAAGCCAUUCUGUCACACAUUGAUACACUUGAAGAAGGUCAGUCUUUCGAUAUUAUUGAAAAUGUUAGGUCACUUGUAGAAGAGAGGAAAGAGCUCAAAAAUUAUUACCAGGAAUUCAACAGACUAAAAGAUUUGAUCUUUUCCAUUGACUUACCAGCGGAGAUUUCCCAAUCCAGCUUAGAAACUCGCCUAACUUGGCUUAGGGAAUCUUUUUUCCAGGCAAAGGAUGAAGUUAGUACCCUGCAAAACAAGAUCGAAAGCUUAAGCAUGUCUCUUUCAGCAGAAAUGGAGGAGAAAAAUAAUUUUAGAAAGGAAUUGGAUGAGUUAACUUUCAGUUUGAAGAAAAUGGAGGAAACUGCAGAGCGAGGUUCUUUGGAGAGAGAGGAGAUUGUGAGAAGACUUGUGGAAGCCUCUGGCUUGAUGACAGAUGAAGUCGAACAUCAUAAUUCUUCAGCUAUCAAUUCGCUUGUUGAUAAAUCCUUCGAGAAGAUAGAAAAGCAGAUCAAGGACUCUAGUGCCAGUUCUUAUGGCAACGAAGAAUUAUUUGAGAGAUUGCAAAGUCUUCUUUAUGUGAGAGAUCAUGAGUUGUCACUUUGUAAGGAAUUGCUAGGAGAGGAAAAGCUGUUUAAUUUGCAGGUAUGCAAUCUCUCAAAUGAGCUAAAAAUCACAUCUCGAGAACUUGCUUCCGUGAAAGAAGAAAAAACUGCUUUGGAAACAGAUCUUGAGCGAUCAGAGGAGAAAUCUGCUUUGCUCAGGGAAAAACUUUCAAUGGCUAUCAAGAAAGGUAAAGGACUAGUCCAAGAUAGGGAAAAGUUGAAAAAUCAGUUGGAUGAGAAAAACUCUGAAACUGAGAAGCUGAUGCUCGAGUUGCAGCAGUUAGGUGGUACGGUUGAUAGCUACAAGAAUCAGAUAAAUAUGUUAUCUGAAGACUUAGAGCGAACGAAAAAGGUAGAGACCGAGCUUGUUGGUAUUAAAGACGAAAGAGAUCAACUCAAGCAAUCCUUAUCUCUGAAUGACACCUUGUUGCAGAAAGUGAUGAAAUCAGUUGAAACUAUAAUUAUCCCUGGUUAUUUGGCAUCUGAGGAUUCUUCAGAAAAGAUUGACCGACUUGCUGAGUACUUUAAGGAAGUGCAGUUGGCAAGAGUAAAGGAACAAGAAGAAUUGGAAAAAGUAAAGGAAGAAGCUAGUACAUUAGCCGCUAAAGUAGCAGAAACCCAUACAGCCUUGAAGUUGGCUGAGGAUGCCUUGUAUACUGCAGAGGGUAAUAUCGACCGACUUGCUGAGGAGAAUAGGGAAGUCCAAGCUGCCAAGGACACACUUGAAACUGCACUAAGGCAGGCUGAAAGAAAUAUAUCUGAUAUCAUCACUGAAAAAGAAGAGGUUCAAAGCAGAACUGCUACAGCAGAGAUGGAGCUAGAGAUGUUGAAAGAGGAAGUUUCAAAUCAGAAUAACAAAUUAGCAGACGCACAUAGCACCAUAGAGUCACUUGAAAAAACACUUGCUCAGACAGAAUGCAAACAAACUGAAGAUGACAAAGAUUUAACUACAAAUCUGACGAAUGAGUUAGAGAAGCUUAGAAAUGAGGUAGAGUUCGAGCGUAGCAAGAUGGCCGACGCUUCCUUGACAAUAAGCUCCCUUGACGAGGCAUUACUGACGGCAGAGAAUAAUCUUUCUGCUUUACAAGGAGAAAUGACGAAAGCUGAAGCUGAGAUAUCAAGUCUCAGUAAUAAACUUAAUGUAUGCAUGGAAGAGUUAGCUGAAUCAAGUGGAAACUCACAGAGCAAAUCUUUGGAGAUUAUUGCUCAUCUUGAUAAUCUCCAGAUGCUACUGAAUGGCGAAGGACUAGUUUCCAGGGUGAAUGACUUCCUUGAGAGAAAAUUCAGGAGCCUUAGAGACAUGGAUGUCAUUGCUAGAGAUAUCAUAAGAAAUGUUGGUGAGAAGGGAUUAUUGGAAGGGGAAUUGGACAAUGCUACGGAGGAUGAUUCGACUAUUGCAAGAUCCGUGUUGAGUGGUCUUGAUGAGUCGGCGAAUACAGAGCUGGAGAAUAGUCAAGGGAGUGCAGCUGAUGAAGACGCAAUUUCUUCAUCCCUUAGGAAGAUUGCAGAGGGGGUCAAGCUGAGAAACGAAAUACUCCAGAAACACUUCGAGGGUUGUACAACUUCUAUUGAUACACUCAUUGGGGGGUUGAUGGAAAACCUUACAGCAGCUAGGGCUGAUGUGAAAAAUGCCAUGGGUCAUAAUGAGUCCCUGAAAGAACAGGUGAGGAGUGCUGAAGAUAUUGUUCGCGAACAGGAGAACACUAUAUCUGCAUUACAAAAAGACAUGUCAUCUUUGAUGUCUGUAUGUGGUGAGGCUACCAGAGAAUUGCAGUUGGAAGUCAAAAAUGACCUCCUAGAGUUGGUUCAGGUCCAAGAAAAUGAGAAUGGUGGUGAAACUGAAUCAACUGAACACCCACAUGAGUUUCAUUUAAGUGAAUGUGCCAAGAGAGUAAAAGAAUUAUUGUCUGCCACAGAGAAGGCAUGUAGUACUCUUAAACUCUUUGAGAGAACAAGUAAUGCAGCUGCUGUUGUAAUCCGAGAUAUGGAGAACAGACUAAAAGAAGCAUCUGUCACUCUAGAAAAGGUUGUGUUAGAAAGAGAUCUAAACCAAACGAAGGUUUCAAGUUGUGAGGCCAAUGUGGAAUCUACGGAAGCGCUUUGCCAAGAUCUGAAACUUCAGCUGGAAAAUCUCAAAGCGGAAGAAAAGAAAUGGCAUGAAAAAGAGAUAAAUGGUAUGGAGGUGUCUUCAGUAGAUUCGGUCAAUGAAUUAGUUCCACAGAGUCCAUAUGAUGUAAAGAAGCUACUCGCGAUUGUUGAUAGUGUUACUGAGAUGCAGCGUCAGAUAGAUCUCUUAUCAUAUGAACAAAAAGAGCUCAAURCUACCUUGGCAGAAAAGGAUCUUGAAAUUCAAGGUCUGAAGGAGGCGGCUCUAGCAGAGAGCACAACCGAGCUAGAGUUAGCGAGGACAAGUACCGAAUUGUCCAGCCUAAUAUCUGGCUUCGAGAAACUACUGGGUAUAUUGGGGGGCAAUGAUCCUGUUGUAGACUCAAGCUUCUCCGAGUCAUGGACACUCUUACAAGCGCUAGAGAGAAAAAUAACUUCCCUUCUCCUAGAAUCAGAGGGUUCAAAAUCAAGGGCCCAAGAACUUGCUCUAAAGUUGGCCGGUAGUGAAAAAAUGGUUGAUAGAUUAUCAUUCAAAGUCAAAGAAUUUGAAGAUAAACUUCAAAUUAAAGCCAUACAGCCUACUGUCGUUCACGAAAAGAGCAUCUUCGAAGCACCCAUGGCACCUUCUACCUCAGAAAUAUCCGAGAUUGAGGACAAGGGAGCCUUGGGCAAACAAUCAAUACCACCUCUGCCUACAGCAGCGCAAGUGAGAAUGGCGAGGAAGGGAUCGGCGAAUCAUCUUUCAAUCAACAUAGAUUCAGAGUCUGAAAGUCUGAUGCACCACAGCGAAACAGAUGAAGAUAAAGGACAUGCUUUCAAGUCUUUUAGCAGUUCUGGUCUGAUUCCAACGCAAGGAAAGAUGAUAGCAGACCGGGUUGAUGGACUAUGGUAA